Molecule: messenger RNA, 1708 nt
Organism: Pteronotus mesoamericanus
Lineage: Eukaryota; Metazoa; Chordata; Mammalia; Chiroptera; Mormoopidae
Gene: GATC
Product: glutamyl-tRNA amidotransferase subunit C
Exons: 4
Coding region: 17-427 (136 amino acids)
Biological process (GO): regulation of translational fidelity; glutaminyl-tRNAGln biosynthesis via transamidation; mitochondrial translation
Cellular component (GO): mitochondrion; glutamyl-tRNA(Gln) amidotransferase complex
Molecular function (GO): glutaminyl-tRNA synthase (glutamine-hydrolyzing) activity
Source: RefSeq, a predicted model, not a curated record
GCCGAGUAGGGCAGAAAUGUGGGCGCGGGCUGCGCGGCUGGUCCUUCGGUCCCGGGUGAGCGGACGCCGGGGUUUCACUUCCAAGGCAGAUCCUCAGGGAAGUGGGCGAAUCACCGCCGAGGUGAUCGAGCACCUGGAGCGUCUAGCGCUCGUGGACUUCGGCAGCCAAGAGGCCGUGGCACGGCUGGAGACAGCCAUCUCCUUUGCCGACCGGCUCCGCGCCGUGAACACGGACGGGGUGGAGCCCAUGGAAUCAGUUCUGGAGGACAGGUGUCUUUACUUGAGAUACGACAAUGUGGUAGAAGGCAACUGUGCUGAAGAACUACUACAAAACUCCCGUCGAGUCAUGGAGGAGUAUUUUGUGGCCCCCCCAGGUAACAUCCCUUUGCCAAAGCUGGAUGAACAAGAGCCCUUCUCACAGAGCUGAGUAGCUAUUCCAGGAAGGGGUAUCCUGUGAACACAUGGAAGCAUCAUAGUAUUGUUAUUAUGAACACUAAAGUUCCCACUUCCUUCAGUAACCUGAAAAAAAUUGAUGGUUAAGUAUUUUUUUUUAAGUAACCAACUCUUCUGAAAACAGACCUGGGAAAGAUUUAGCCAAAACAAGGCAAUGAGUUCCUGACACUAUUGGAAGUAAAAGGUACUGUCAAUUUCCAAGGAAAUAUUCAGUUUGGAAGAUAUCACUUGCCUUUAUGUCCUCCCACAAAGACUGUCUACCCAACUUCACUUAAAUGAAUUUUUCUAUUUAUGUAACUUUUAGACAUUGCAUCUGAUCACACCAUGUGACAACCUGAGCUGUCCUUUUUAGUUGCUAUUUCCAUAGACCUGAGCAAUAUUUUUUCUUUACUUAACAUACCUGAAUUUGUUCCUGGGUACCCACUUUGUUUCGAACAGAGGGCUAACUUUUUGCUAAGGUCUGAAGAGUGUUCAAAGUAGACUAUAACUUUGGUACUCCUGGACCUAGAACCAUCUACCACCCCACAAAGUGAUUAUAGGCAAAAGGUGUAGCCACACCUACAGUUUCUUUCUGAAGAGAAUUUAUAAAAAUACUUCUGGAAUAGCUAACAAUACUUAUUGUAUAUUAAAAACAUGCUAAGAGUGUAGAUCUUAUGUUAAAUGUUCUUACCACAUAUGGGAUAGGUAUGUUUAUGGCCUUGAUGGUGGUAGUUUCAUGGAUGUACACUUAAUCCCAAACUCAUUAAGUUGUAUAUAUUAAACACAGUUUACAUGUUGAUCAUAGUCCAAUAAAGUGUUUUUUUGGUUUGUUUAGUUUUUUAAAUAUAGCCCUAAGCCUGGGACAAAGUAGACCCCGACCCCCAUGAUCACUGAAUUGAACAGAACCCAAGAUGAUGCGGGCCAGGAGGGAGGCUGUAUUUCAGGUGUUUGUUUUUGUUUUGAUUUGUUUUUAAGCUCACAUAGCUCACAGAGAAUGAACUGGUGGUUGCGGGGAGAGGCGGCAGUUUGGGGACUGGGUAAAAAGGUGAUGGCAUUAAGAAGUAUUAAUUGGUAGUUACAAAAUAGGGGAUGUAAAAGUACAGGAUAGGGAAUCUAGUCAAUAAUAUAAUAACUAUGUAUGGUGCCAGGUGCAUACUGGAAAUAUCAGGGGAACACUUUGUAGAAAGUAUAUGAUUAUUUAACCACUAUGCUCUACACCCAAAACCAAUACAAAAUAAUACUGGAAGUAAACUCUAAUUGGGGAAAAAAAAAGAAA